This is a messenger RNA of Scomber japonicus (chub mackerel), 2194 nucleotides long. Its product is annotated as keratin, type II cytoskeletal 8-like. The transcript has 9 exons. Lineage: Eukaryota; Metazoa; Chordata; Actinopteri; Scombriformes; Scombridae. Gene Ontology annotation, biological process: intermediate filament organization; keratinization. Bases 1 to 1692 code for a protein of 563 amino acids. The record is from RefSeq and is a predicted model, not a curated record. Gene Ontology annotation, molecular function: structural constituent of skin epidermis. Gene Ontology annotation, cellular component: keratin filament.
AUGUCUGUCAGAGCUGUGAAGACCACCACCUUCUCCACAACGUCCUCAUCCAGAGGCCCACAGGGCUUCAGCAGCCGGUCCUUCUCUGGCUACGGUGGCCGUAGUGUGGGUAGUGGCAGACAGAGCUAUGCUGUCCGCAGCUCCUAUGGGGGAGUAGGCAGCAGUGGUGCUGCUCUGGGUGCUGGAGGGUUUAAGAUGGCCGGUGGGUAUGUUGCUGGGGGUUCUGCACAAAGAGGAGGUGGAAUGGAGUUUGGUUAUGUGGGUUUCGGUGGAGGUGUAGGGGGUGGCAUUGCCAAUGAAAUGGUGGCCCCCAUCACAGCAGUGACUGUGAACAGGAGCUUGCUGGCCCCCCUGAACCUGGAGAUUGACCCCACCAUCCAAGCCAUCCGCACCCAGGAGAAGGAGCAGAUCAAGACCCUGAACAACCGCUUUGUUUCCUUCAUUGACAAGGUGCGCUUCCUAGAGCAGCAGAACAAAAUGCUUGAGACCAAAUGGAAACUUCUCCAAGAACAGACCACAUCUCGCUCCAACGUUGAUGCCAUGUUUGAAGCUUACAUCGCCAACCUGCGUAAGCAGCUGGACAGCUUGGGUCAUGAAAAGGUCAAACUGGAGUCUGACUUGCAUCAAAUGACAGGCCUGGUGGAAGACUUCAAAAACAAGUAUGAGGACGAGAUCAACAAGCGCAACGAGUGCGAGAACAACUUUGUCCUCAUAAAGAAGGACACAGAUGCAGCCUACAUGAUCAAAGUGGAUCUGGAGGCCAAACUGGAUGGACUUUCUGAUGAGAUUGAGUUCCUGAGGCAGAUAUAUGAUGCUGAAAUCAGUGAGCUGCAGAGCCAGAUCAAGGACACAUCUGUUGUGGUGGAGAUGGACAACAGCCGCAAUCUUGACAUGGAUGCCAUCGUUGCUGAAGUGCGUGCCCAGUAUGAAGACAUCGCAAACCGCAGUAGAGCCGAGGCUGAGACAUGGUACCAGAGCAAGUAUGCAGAGAUGCAGCAGUCAGCUGCUGGAUAUAGUGACGACUUGAAAUCAACCAAGGCUGAGAUGGCUGACAUGAACCGUAGGAUAAUGAGGCUCCAGUCUGAAAUUGACAUGGUCAAAGCACAGAGAAACAAUCUGGAGGCUCAGAUUGCAGAGGCUGAGGAGCGUGGUGAGCUGGCAGUGAAGGAUGCUAAACUCCGUGUCAGGGAACUGGAGGAAGCUCUUCAAAGAGCCAAGCAGGACAUGGCCCUUCAAGUCCGCCAGUACCAGGAACUGAUGAAUGUGAAGCUUGCACUGGACAUUGAGAUUGCCACCUACAGGAAACUUCUUGAGGGAGAGGAGGACAGGUUGGCGACUGGAAUCAAGACCAGUAUAUCCAAGCAGACGUCUAUGAACUACAACGCCUAUGGCCUGGAGAGCUCCCGCACUCCGUCCUACAUGAGCUCUUCAUUUGGUGGAAUCAAGGCCAGCAGCGGAUCUAUCUCUGCCAUUGGGGGAGCAACAGUGAAGAGCACCACAGUCACCAAGACAGAAACUGUGGUUAUCAAGAGUGAGGAGAAGGAGGAGCAGCAGCAGCAGCAGCAGCAGCAGGUAGCAGUCGAGGAGCAGGUAGCAGUCGAGGAGCCAGCUGUUGUGGAGGUGGAGAAGAAGGAGAAGGAGCAAGAGAAGGAGCAGGAGCAGGUGGAGGCUGAAGCUGUGUCUGAGGAGUGAUGUUUCCUUCCUGUUAUGCUGGAUUCAUGAUUUUAGUAUUGAAGAUUAAGAAAAAACACACCUACCCUGUUUAUUGUUCAGUUCUUUAAUGAUUCAUCAUCACCAAAUAAAGGGCUUGUUUCUGCUGUAAGAGGUGCAUACACAGUCACAAAGGAACUUUUCUUUCAGAUAUUCUCAGUGAAGAGGCACUCAUGGAUUAGUCUUUUCUGAAAACUCUUUUAGAUUAGAAUACUUAUUACUGUCAACUGUAGUCUCAGUCACUGCACCACAGUUAUUUAUCCACCAGGCGGCACUAUAGUACAUGUUUUCCCAUGCUACUCCGUCUUGUCCUUUGGGCUCAGUAAUAUACUUGUAAUGGGAGUAAUUUGGGGAUAAAUAAUCUGUGCUAAACUUCUUCUGUGAACCUACUGUGCCUGAACAGUGAAAUCUUCCUGACUUCUGCGGAGAGAAAGCUUUUUCGGUGUGCUGCUGUUUACAACACCUGAAAUCCUCCAGCAUUAAA